AAAACUGUUUGCUUUUGUACCUUGCAGGGCUAUAUCCGACAGUGUCGUAAGCACACGGGAAUGUUCACGGUUGCGCAGCUAGCCACUAUUUUUGGAAACAUUGAAGACAUUUACAAAUUCCAAAGAAAGUUUCUGAAAGACCUUGAGAAACAGUACAACAAAGAGGAACCUCACUUAAGUGAAAUAGGAUCCUGCUUUCUUCAGCACCAAGAGGGCUUUGCCAUCUACUCUGAAUACUGCAAUAACCACCCGGGUGCCUGCGUGGAGCUGUCAAACCUCAUGAAGCAGAGCAAGUACCGGCACUUCUUUGAGGCCUGCCGCCUGCUCCAGCAGAUGAUCGACAUCGCCUUGGAUGGCUUCCUCCUCACACCUGUGCAGAAGAUCUGUAAAUACCCACUGCAGCUGGCUGAGCUGCUCAAGUACACCACACAGGAGCACAGGUAAGCUGAGGGCUGCCCAGGGGCCAUGA
This is a messenger RNA of Cricetulus griseus (Chinese hamster), 469 nucleotides long. Lineage: Eukaryota; Metazoa; Chordata; Mammalia; Rodentia; Cricetidae. The record is from RefSeq and is a predicted model, not a curated record.